AUGUAUGUGAAAUGCUUUGAUACAGUAAUGUUUUACUAUGUGAUUUUAGUGUAUUUAGUGAAUGUCACUUUUUUACAUAUUUAAAUUUCCCGCCGUUCCGUCCCCGUACGUCCUGACGUCGCAGGGAACGGAACCCAGAAGACAAAUACCGGCAUCGGCCGGAGGACAUUGCCGGGGACGCUGCAGGAGGGACAUCGCAGAGUGAAGGACAAUGUAAGUGAAGAAGAGAUCCCGGAGCAGUGCUGCAGGUUAUUCCUGAGUGUAGCUCGGGGUUACCGUUUAUGCUACACUCGGGAAUACCUCCAGGUAGGUUA
Messenger RNA from Staurois parvus, 314 nucleotides. The record is from the annotation of a GenBank genome assembly. NCBI's taxonomy places the organism in Eukaryota, Metazoa, Chordata, Amphibia, Anura, Ranidae.